This is a messenger RNA of Aspergillus puulaauensis, 660 nucleotides long. RefSeq names its product ETC complex I subunit (gene NUO21). Bases 1 to 660 code for a protein of 219 amino acids. The transcript is spliced from 3 exons. The record is from RefSeq and is a predicted model, not a curated record. Lineage: Eukaryota; Fungi; Ascomycota; Eurotiomycetes; Eurotiales; Aspergillaceae. Gene Ontology annotation, biological process: electron transport chain.
AUGUCGUUCAUGAGAGUUGGAAACCUUGCCUGCUCUCGGGCAGGCAGGCUCAUGGCCCCCCGCAAUGCCCGUUUGCUCUCAGCAACUGCUUUCCGAGCCGACUCGCCUGUCAAAACCAGCUCUGCUGAUGCCCCGACAACGCCUCUUUCGGAGAGCUCAAUGAUCAAGAAGGAGACACCUGCUGAAGCAAUGACCCGUCACCAACCAGACUAUGACGCUACUAUCGACCAUGGCACCUCCAAAUUCUCCCCUGUGCCCAAGCGUGUCAUGGAUGGAAGUGAGCCCGGCGAGACGGUUCCUGCUGCUGUCCUCUCUGGCGCUCCAACCGAUCUCCAGGCCCGUACUGUCAGGAUUUUCCGACCUUCGAAGCCCGCUUCGCAGUCCGGAGACUGGCACUCUCACCACUGGAGGAUGGAUUGGGAUAUUCUACAAAAGGGGCACCGCUGGGAGAACCCCUUGAUGGGCUGGCAAUCUUCUGCGGAUUGCAUGCAGGGCACACAUUUGAACUUCAAGUCGAAGGAAGACGCCAUUCUAUUUGCUCAGAAGCAGGGUUACGAAUAUUUUGUCCAGGAGCCAAAUGAGCGCAAGUUUGUUCCCAAGGCUUACGCCAACAACUUCGUUCACGAGCAUAAGAAGCUCAAGCACAUCAGAACCAAAUAG